CAACGGAAGUCGUUGAGGCUUGUCAACCAAAUCCAGACACGGAGUUUUCACGCAGAGCUCUAAUUGGCCAACCUUUCUUCUUGGCGAAGUUAAAAAAAUCCUUAUAUAUGCAUGGCUUCACCUUCAGCCAAACUAGCUCUAACAAUUUUCAUUAUACUUCUAAUCACUCCAACCCUCACUACUCACUGCAAUGGCAGACGUGGCUAACGGCAAUUCUCAUGAUUUUGCCUCUCUACUUUCUUCUUCUGAGAGGGAUUACCUGAUUCGGAACAACGGUGAUCAUGUUAAGAUUGACAGCUUGAAGGGGAAGAAGCUGGGUUUAUAUUUUUCAGCAUCAUGGUGUGGCCCAUGUCAGCGAUUCACCCCAAUUUUGGUGGAGGCUUACAAUGAACUUGCUCCAAAAGGUGACUUUGAGAUUGUUUUUAUCUCAGCUGAUGAAGAUGAUGAAUCAUUCAAAACAUAUUUUUCAAAGAUGCCAUGGCUUGCAAUCCCGUUCUCUGAUUCAGAGAUACGCAAUCGCUUGGAUGAGCUAUUCAAGGUGCAGGGAAUACCCUGCCUUGUGAUCCUUGACGAAAAUGGUAAAGCUUCAUGUGAAAGUGGUGUGGAAAUCAUUCGGGAGUAUGGAGUUGAAGGUUAUCCUUUUACACCAGAAAAAAUCAAAGAACUAAAAGAGCAAGAAGAAUCAGCCAGGAGGGAUCAAUCUUUGAGAUCUAUCUUGGUCUUCCGUUCUCGUGACUACGUAAUUUCACCUGAUGGAAAGAAGGUACCUGUCUCUGAACUUGAAGGGAAGACAGUAGGCCUGUAUUUCUCUUUGUCUUCAUACAAAUCAUGUGAUGAUUUUAUUCCAAAGCUUGCUGAAGUUUAUGAGAAAUUAAAAGCAAAGGGAGAGGACUUUGAGGUUGUGCUCAUUUCACUUGAUGAUGAUGAAGAAGCUUUCCAGCUGUCCUUCAGAAACAUGCCUUGGUUAGCAAUUCCUUUCAAGGACAAGUGCUGCGGGAAGUUGGUCCGGUAUUUUGAGCUCUCAACUCUUCCCACUCUGGUUGUUAUUGGACCAGAUGGAAAAACUCUCCAUUCUAAUGUUGCUGAAGCCAUUGAAGAACAUGGAAUUCAGGCAUACCCAUUCACCCCCGAAAAGUUUGCGAAGCUUGCAGAGAUGGAGAAAGCAAGAGAAGCUGCCCAAACCCUGGAAUCGGUUUUGGUUUCUGGGGGCCAGAAUUUUGUCAUUGGGAAAGAUGGAGCAAAGAUUCUGGUGUCUGAUCUAGUAGGGAAGAAUAUCCUCCUUUAUUUCUCAGCACAUUGGUGCCCUCCAUGUCGAGCCUUUCUGCCUAAACUCAUUAAGGCAUACCAUGAGAUUAAGGCAAAAGAUGAUGCAUUUGAAGUGAUUUUCAUCUCCAGUGAUGGGGACCAAGCCUCUUUUGAUAAAUUCUUUUCAGAGAUGCCAUGGUUGGCACUUCCCUUUGGAGAUGAGAGGAAGGCAUCUUUGAAUCACAAAUUCAAGGUUCAAGGUAUACCUAUGCUCGUAGCUCUUGGACCAACUGGGCGAACUAUCACAAAAGAAGCCAGAAUGCUUGUUAUGGUUCAUGGUGCUGAUGCUUAUCCCUUCACUGAUGAGCAUUUGAAGGAGGUAGAAGCAAAAUAUGAGGAGAUGGCAAAGGGGUGGCCUGAGAAGAUAAAGCACGCACUUCAUGAGGAACAUGAGUUAAUACCUUCUCGUCGAACAUUUUAUAAUUGUGAUGGUUGUGGUGAAGAAGGAAAUAUCUGGUCCUUCUACUGCGAAGAGUGUGACUUUGAUCUUCAUCCAAAAUGUGCUCUGAAAGAAGGUGAGGAAACUAAAGAUGAUGGAAAGGAGGAUGAAAAGGAUGAAGCAAAACCUGGAGAAGGAUGGGACUGUGAUGGGGAGGUCUGUUACAAAGCCUGAGAAAUCAGGGUUUUAAUGCCUUCAGCUGAGAUCAACAGAUUAAUUAAUCUAUACGUAUUAAAGUGUGUCUUUUCUUUUCCUUGUUUUCUUUUUAUUGUAUUAUCAUCUUUGAGAGACACCUCAGUUCAUAUGCUUGGAGGUAUCCCCUGAAGAUUUAAUUAUGUGUAUUAUGUUCCUAUCAAUGAAAUCAUUUGCAUUGAAAAUUCA
Hevea brasiliensis (rubber tree) is the source of this 2125-nucleotide messenger RNA. Its product is annotated as probable nucleoredoxin 1. NCBI's taxonomy places the organism in Eukaryota, Viridiplantae, Streptophyta, Magnoliopsida, Malpighiales, Euphorbiaceae. The coding region runs from base 191 to 1918 and encodes 575 amino acids. Gene Ontology annotation, molecular function: thioredoxin-disulfide reductase (NADPH) activity. The transcript is spliced from 4 exons. The record is from RefSeq and is a predicted model, not a curated record.